Engraulis encrasicolus (European anchovy) is the source of this 3645-nucleotide messenger RNA. It is a transcript of the gene tsg101a, whose product is annotated as tumor susceptibility 101a. The record is from RefSeq and is a predicted model, not a curated record. Gene Ontology annotation, molecular function: ubiquitin binding. Gene Ontology annotation, biological process: protein transport; endosome to lysosome transport; protein modification process. The transcript has 10 exons. Lineage: Eukaryota; Metazoa; Chordata; Actinopteri; Clupeiformes; Engraulidae. Gene Ontology annotation, cellular component: ESCRT I complex. Bases 366 to 1538 code for a protein of 390 amino acids.
GUCUGUGGUGAAAUGACAACAGUGGUUUCUGUUGGAGAAUCGAGUCGCAAUAGGAUCCAAAUACUUGACUUAAAUUGAUGUUUGUUUCACGGGUUUUUGUUCAGUAACAGCUAUAUUUCGUGCUUUAAUAGAAAUCCCUUCAAUACGUGUUGAUAGUUCAUGUGUGAGACUGUCAAAUACCGUUUUUGUGCUAAUCAGCCGUGUUAGCUGAUAGCUAGCUAUCCAGUUUUUGUUGACAGCACUCCUCUGGCCCUGGCUGGUAUUAGCCGGGGACCAGGGAAGUAAAAUUGUUAACGUUUGUUUAAACAUUGAACUAAGGAUUUUACUUUUUCCUGAUUACUUUUCGACGUUUCCAUAAAGCAAUCAUGGCUGUCGUCAAUGAAGGUGCGCUGAAGAAGAUGUUGAAGCAAUACAAGUACAGGGACUUGACUGUCCGGGAAAUAACGAAUGUAAUCUCACAGUACAAGGACCUGAAGCCUGUGAUGGAUGCCUAUGUGUUCAACGAUGGCUCCUCCAGAGAUCUGAUGAGCUUGACAGGAACAGUGCCGGUCAGCUACAGAGGUAAUGUGUACAACAUCCCGGUGUGUCUGUGGCUGCUGGACACGUACCCUUACAACCCUCCCAUCUGCUUUGUCAAGCCCACCAGCACCAUGAUGAUCAAGACGGGCAAACACAUCGACGCCAACGGGAAGAUCUACCUGCCCUACCUGCAUGAGUGGAAACAUCCCCAGUCGGACCUGUACGGUCUGAUCCAGGUGAUGAUUGUGGUGUUUGGUGAGGAGCCUCCAGUGUUUUCUCGGCCCACUACUCAGCCCCCAUACCAGGCCUUCCAGGCAACAGGGCCUCCCAACCAGUCUUACAUGCCUGGCAUGCCAGCUGUGUCUCCCUACGGACCAAACCCAAAUCCAGGUGGGUAUCCUGGUUACCCGUACCCUGGUGGCUCUUCUUACCCCUCCGCUGGUGGCCCCGGCCACUAUGGCCCCCAGACACCUGGGCCUGCUGUGGGCCCAAACCGUGACGGCACCAUUGGCGAGGACACCAUCCGGGCAUCGCUGGUGUCAGCGGUGAGCGACAAGCUGCGCUGGCGCAUGAAGGAGGAGAUGGACCGCGCUCAGGCCGAGCUGGACGCCCUGAAGAGGACCGAGGAGGACCUGAAGAAGGGUCACCAGAAGCUGGAGGAGAUGGUCUCACGCCUGGACCAGGAAGUGGCUGAGGUGGACCGGAACAUAGAGCUCUUGAAGAAGAAGGAUGAGGAGCUGAGCGAAGCUCUGGAGAAAAUGGAGAACCAGUCGGAGAACAACGACAUUGACGAUGUGAUUGUGCCGACGGCACCCCUCUACAAGCAGAUCCUCAACCUGUACGCUGAGGAGAAUGCCAUCGAGGACACCAUAUUCUACUUAGGAGAGGCGCUGCGGCGCGGAGUCAUCGACCUCGAGGUCUUCUUGAAGCACGUGCGCCUGCUCUCCCGUAAGCAGUUCCAGUUGCGUGCACUGAUGCAGAAAGCCCGCAAGACCGCGGGACUGAGUGACCUCUACUGACCUGGCAGGCAAGCCAGCCUUGCUUUGCACUCCGUGUACCCUCUUCCCUCUGCUUCCCUAUGUUGUCUUUCCUUCUUUUUUAUUUAAAAAGGGGAAAUGUCUGGUAGCUUUCUCUCUCCCUCUUCCCCUGUUUUCCCUCUAUCCAUAGCUGUGGUUGGGGGAUGAACCCCCCCCACUCAUGUGAGUUGCCAUAUUGGUGUCUUCACAUCUGGACAUGACAUACUGAAGUAUCUGAAACUACAGAGAUAAGGGGCUGUGAAUUCCUCUUUUUAACGAGACACUGGACUAUUUAAAAGACGAAUGACUCAUAUCUUUGCUCUUAUGUGAUUUUUUAGAGCAUGGUGAUGCUAUUGGUUUCCUCUUUGGACCCAACUGAAGAUUAGAUGAGGGUCUCUUUUGUCCCAAAUCUAGCAACCCUUUCAGACUGCAUUAUUGGCCCAUAAUAGUGGUUCUAAUCAGCCAAGUAGCUUUGUUGGCUAUGUAUAAUUUCACAAAUUAUGAUGUAAUAUGUUGAGACGUGACGUGUGAGUUCAGCAGCAAAACCAGUCCUAUACACUCCAGAUCUGCAAGUUUAGACUUCCGGGAUCAAACAAUAAGACUGAUGACUGUUAGGUGAUUUAUUUUUUUCCGUUCGAACAGUGACUCAGCGAAUCAAGGUGGUUCCACAAAUGCGGCAGUACUUAAGCAUUUCAAUUCUGAUCAUCCCAACUCAGGUUAAUUAAAAUCUGAAGGUAAUUUUAGUAAUUUACUCCCUGCAAAUGUUUUGUUCCCACCUCAAUUUUUUUUUCUUUAAAAGGGUUAGUGAAUUUUAUACUGCGUCAUUUCAAAUUUACAGUGGGUACAAAUUGUUAGUUUAUAUAUAUUUAUAUAUGGCAGAAUAGUUUUGUUUUUCUCUUCAUGCACUUUGAGUUUUACAGUUGUAGGACAUUCGUCAGUGUGAUCUGUGUCUGAGCGGAUGUCUUUGGUUGUUUGAUUAUUGUUUUGAAACAGCUAUAGUAAUAAAUAUCAGUGAAACAUAAAUGUUGUGUUGUUCUUUGGGGAUCUAUACCACAUCUAGCUUGAACCAGCAUCUAGCUACACUGCAUAUAUACCACAAGUUUCUCAUGUUUAUAUGUAGCAAGUAACAUUGGGCCAAAGUGUAGAAUACAUUUUAAUCCAACCAGUCAAUUCCAUCAGGGCAAUUGACGUAUAUAUUAUGUUAAUGGGUGACUUCAUGAGCCUUUUCAUAUUGGUGUCUCAUGUGCACAAAAAAUAUGGAAACAUGGGAUUUUAGUAGUCAUUGUACUGGAAGUUUAUUUGUUGUCCAAAUCGAACAGAGGUGUACCUAACCAGUCUGCCACAAAAUGCAGAACAAGUAUACGGCUGUCUAGGUUCACCAGUCAAAACUGCCAUCAGAUACCCCAACAUGGCAUCAGAGGCAUUGGAGCAACAGUACCGUACUCGUUUUUUCCAUUAAGUUCUUAGAAUCUUGUUUACACAAGCAGAAGAUGACCUUCAGCCAAACGGACAAGGUAAACAUUUACACAAAUUGCUAAUGACAUCGGCUCUUUGUCUCUUUUUUUAAUAUUUAACACAGUGCAUACGUACAUACUUGAGGUGAGCUCUAACAAUUCAAGUCCCCUUGGUAUGACAGAAAGCCAUGGCUUCACCUGGGUUGUCUCCUGUACUUCAGCCUUUUGUUUUCUUUUUUCAGUAACCGUCAAUGUCCAAAGCUUUUUAUAAUGAUGGUCAGACUUCCUCGCAGUCAUAUAUCAAUGCACUUGUGGUUUGCUUCUAGUACAGCAGAGUGCACUUUUGUUUCAAGCCUUUUUGUAGAGGUCAGAGGCAGAGAUGGGAGUUGUUUGCAUUCGAGGUACAGUAACUGAAUCUCAGAUGCUUCCAGAAGAUGGAUCGCCAUGGGCAUCGUAGAGCGUCAGCCUUAACGACCAAAAGAGUAUGGAAUGAUUUGCCGAGCUCAAAGAAAGACAACAUGGACACCGACGAGGAGCAAUACUUAAUACUAUACAUAACUCUCCAGCACACACAAACCUCUCAAGGCGUUCCCUUAUAAGCUUUUUUAACCCAAUGUGGCAUGGAGUGUGAGGAAGACAAAGUGCAACACAUAGUA